GAUGUCCCUGGAAUCUGAAGGCCAGCCUUUCACUAUUUAAGGAGCAAAGUUAGAAAGUGUUCUGAGUUCGUCACCAUGAUGCUCCGUAUCCUUGCCGUUCUCCUGGCAGUAUCCUGUGCCUCUGCCUCGCCUUACAAUCGGGCACUGUGGCAGUUUCACAGUUUGAUAAAAUGUGCCAUCCCCAACAGUGCACCCCUUGCGGAAUUUAACAACUAUGGAUGUUACUGCGGAUUAGGAGGAGGUGGAACCCCCAAAGACACUUUAGACAGAUGCUGCCAAACCCAUGACAACUGCUACUCACAAGCUAAUGCUCUGUCAAGCUGUAGUGGUAUUGCGAAUAAUCCAUAUACAAAAACCUACUCUUACACCUGCUCAGGAACAUCUAUCACUUGUACCUCUUCUAGUGAUGCCUGCGCUCAGUUUAUCUGCAAUUGUGACAGGGUAGCUGCAAAUUGCUUUGCCAAAGCUCCAUACAACCCAGCCUACAAAGAUCUGGACAAAAACAAAAACUGUUAAUCUCUGUUAGUCAUAUAUACUGAUUUAAGAACUAAUAAACAGUUAUUAAUAAUACCAAAA
This is a messenger RNA of Rana temporaria (common frog), 576 nucleotides long. RefSeq names its product phospholipase A2 group IB (gene PLA2G1B). NCBI's taxonomy places the organism in Eukaryota, Metazoa, Chordata, Amphibia, Anura, Ranidae. The coding region runs from base 76 to 516 and encodes 146 amino acids. Gene Ontology annotation, molecular function: signaling receptor binding; calcium ion binding; phospholipid binding. Gene Ontology annotation, biological process: positive regulation of fibroblast proliferation; phospholipid metabolic process; lipid catabolic process. The transcript has 4 exons. The record is from RefSeq and is a predicted model, not a curated record.